Molecule: messenger RNA, 567 nt
Organism: Phalaenopsis equestris
Lineage: Eukaryota; Viridiplantae; Streptophyta; Magnoliopsida; Asparagales; Orchidaceae
Exons: 1
Coding region: 103-567 (154 amino acids)
Source: RefSeq, a predicted model, not a curated record
UGAAACCGUCCGCAUCCGCGUCAACCCUUGACCAAAUCUCUCCUUAUCAAUCAAUACCUAUUUAUUAUCUCCCCCAUCGCCAAUCUUCAUCGCCAACCUCACAUGCACCAAAUGGCUCGCUCGAAGAAGAAGAAUCCAUACGCGUCUCGCGGCCUGGACAAGUUUUCUUCCGUUGUGUCGGCGCUCCAGGCGAAGAAGAAGAAGAUCAUGUCCGGCGCGGGCUCCAACGGUAUCGCUUCGGUCCGUUUCAUGUGUUCCGAUUCUUGUGAUUGGACUCCGGUCGUCGUUCGGCGGAGGGAGGAGGAGGAAGAGGGUAAGAGGAGCGGGGAAGGAGGAGAUUUGCCGCCGCCGUCGCAGCAGAAGAGGGAGAAGAUGGAGAAGAAGGAGAUUAGGUGGUGGAGAUGGAGGCCUUCGUAUUAUAUGAUGGGGGUGGUGCUUCUGAUUUUGCUCUGUUUUGUUGUUUCGGGGAGGGGGUUUGCGAUUUGCUGCGUGAGCGUGUGCUGGUAUUUGUUGCCGGUGUUGAGGGGGGAGGAGAGUGGGGAGAGGAGGAGGGGGAGGUGGAGGUGA